AUGUCCAUCAUCACCUGUAUUCAUGCCCGUCAAAUCUUUGAUAGUCGUGGCAACCCCACUGUUGAGGUUGAUCUGACCACUGCUAAGGGAAUGUUUCGUGCCGCCGUCCCUUCAGGUGCCUCUACUGGCGUUCAUGAAGCCGUUGAGCUUCGUGACGGUGACAAGUCAGCUUACAUGGGCAAGGGUGUUCUUAAAGCCGUCGAUAACGUCAACAAAGUUAUUGCCCCGGCCCUGAUUGCCGAAAAGAUUCCUGUCACUGAACAGUGCAAGAUUGACGAGUUCAUGAUCAAGUUGGACGGAACUGCCAACAAAGGUAAGCUUGGGGCCAAUGCCAUUCUGGGUGUGUCUCUGGCCGUCUGCAAGGCCGGGGCCGCUGAGAAGGGUGUGCCUCUCUACCGCCACAUUGCAGACCUCGCGGGCAACAAGGAUGUUGUUCUCCCAGUGCCCGCCUUCAACGUUCUUAACGGCGGCAGCCACGCUGGCAACAAAUUGGCCAUGCAGGAGUUCAUGAUCCUCCCCACUGGUGCCAAAAGCUUCACAGAGGCCAUGAAGAUGGGAUCAGAGGUCUACCAUCAUCUGAAGGCCGUCAUUAAGGCUAAGUACGGUCUCGAUGCUUGUAACGUUGGCGAUGAGGGUGGCUUCGCGCCCAAUAUCCAGGACAACAUGGAGGGUCUAGAACUCCUUAAGACCGCCAUCGACAAGGCUGGCUACACCGGAAAAGUCAAGAUUGGCAUGGACGUUGCUGCCUCUGAGUUCUACCAAGACGGGAAGUACAACCUUGACUUCAAAAAUCCAAAUGCAUGCGCAUCCUCGAUUAUCCCCGGCGCUAAGUUGGCCGAGAUAUACGAGGAAAUGAAGUCUAAGUACCCAAUCGUGUCCAUCGAGGAUCCCUUCGACCAGGAUGAUUGGUCUGCGUGGACCGGAUUCUGCGCUAAAGCCGGAAUCCAAAUUGUCGGCGAUGACCUGACGGUGACUAACCCAGAGCGUGUACAGCGCGCCAUUGACUUGAAGGCCUGCAACGCCCUCCUCCUCAAGGUGAACCAGAUCGGCUCGGUCUCUGAGUCGAUCAAGGCCUGCAAGAUGUCUCAGGCCGCCGGCUGGGGUGUGAUGGUGUCGCACAGGUCCGGUGAGACCGAGGACUCAACCAUCGCCGACAUCGUCGUCGGUCUGCGCACCGGACAGAUCAAGACCGGCGCGCCCUGUCGCUCCGAGCGUCUCGCCAAGUAUAACCAGCUGUUGCGCAUCGAGGAGGAGCUGGGUGCCAAGGCGGUCUACGCAGGCGAGCACUUCCGCAAACCCCAGUAG
Mesocestoides corti is the source of this 1305-nucleotide messenger RNA. NCBI's taxonomy places the organism in Eukaryota, Metazoa, Platyhelminthes, Cestoda, Cyclophyllidea, Mesocestoididae. The record is from the annotation of a GenBank genome assembly.